UUCAAUAAAACUUUACAUUUCCAGUGUUUACAUUGGCCUGCAGCAACGAUUUUUGUUGUGUAUAACCCUACAAUAUGUGUAUUCAUGUUUGCGAUGAUAAACGGACAGCUGGUCACCCUAUUGAUAUCAAUUGUUUUAACUUACACACAACUGACUCCAUUAGUACAGCCUGGCUAAUAUAGCCUACACUACAGCUCCCAGAAGUCCACACCAUCACUGCUGCGUCGACACCUCUCGAAGCAACUGAAGUAGCCUACCUGAUGGAAACGGAGUGUGCUGCUAAUGGUUUCGGAAUUAUUAUUGUUUGCGACAAAAAGCUUUCUUUGCGCUUUUUUAUUGUUACUAUCAAUUGAUAAUUUAAUUUAGAUAGCACCGUAAUGUCAGAACUGAAACCUUGCAAAGUCUGUAACUACACUCGUCAAAAAUCGUAUGGUUUAGUGGUCCCUUCUUUGAGUCAACUAAAAGAGAAAGGCGUCGAGUCUUUGGGCUUCGACCCCGCCACCCCUGUCACAGUGGUGCUGGAGGACGACGGGACGAUCGUGGCGGACGAGGCCUACUUCCUGUGCUUACCCACGCACACCAAAUUUAUGCUUCUGCACGAGAGAGAGCGGUGGGCCCCCAUAGCCAAAAUUGACGGAGGUACGGCAUGGCUGACCCGAGAAUCUCGCGUGCUGGAGGGUGACAUGGUGGACAGUGCCUUCAGCAGCAUGGAAGCUUGGCGCGAAACGGCUAGCAAGCUAAAGCAGGACCUGGCCAGCAUCAUACUACUCUCUGAGGCUGAACUUCAGAGCCUGGUGGAUGUCCCCGGGCCUGAGCUGGCGAAGGCGCUGGGCUUCAGGGAGGGAAAGGCCCUGAAGCUCCAGGACACCCUGCAGAGGGUGCUGGACCGCCGGGAGGAGGAGCGGCAGUCCAAGGAGCUGCUCCAGCUCUACCUGAAGGCCGCGGAGAAGGACAACAGCCGGACACCCAGCCAGGAGGGUGAGGAGGAGCCCAGCCAGGAGGGAGAGGACAGCACUGUGGAGACGGACGGGAUGGUGGGGGCCCCCUCCUGCAUGUUCAGUCCCAGGACUCUGAUGGUCCUGAAGGGGAAGACCAGCCCCGAAACCCGCCUCUCAAACGAGGAGCUCCAGAUGGUGGUGAAGGAGGGCGUCUCCUCCAUGGGGCCGGUGCUGCGCUGGGACUCAGAGAGGACGUCCGCCCUGCUGCAGGCGUGUGAGGAGGAGCUGGAGGCGCGGCUGGGGAAGGUGAGCGCCCUGCGCUCCCUCAGCGCCCAGUCCCAGCAGCCCGGCGCCAAGGCCAGCGGCGACAACCACCCCGGGGAGGAGAUCGAAGCCAAGCGCCUAAAAGCCCCCACCCCCCCUGCUCAAACCUCCACACCAUCCCAGACCUCUCCGGCCGUCAAACCGCCCCCCGCUCCCGACGCACAGAGCGGCCCUUAAUUCUCAUUCUGGAGAACACAAGCCCGACAGGCUCGUCUGUCUGUCCUUCCCAAAGUGCACGUCUGCGCGUCGUCUAUGUGAAAUGCAUCCAACUGAAUAACGACAGUAUUCCACAAAAUGCCUAGAAAUUGUAUAAAAGUGCAAAGAAUGAUUUAUUAUCAAGAGAAACCAAAAGGAAUGUGCAGCUUGUGAAUGGUAAAAAGCACACACCUAUCCAUCCUCCGUGCUCAAAAAAAAAAAAAGGUACGACUUUCUUAUUUUAAGUAGAGCAUUAAAAUGAAUAAAGCCAAAAGAUUCUUCACACAGUGAUGCUCAGUAUCAGUGUGUAUCACUGUGUAAUAUGGAAACACAAAAAGCUACAUGAUCAGAUUUGGAGGCUUGAUGAAGCACUGAACAUCGCGAUCACGGUUCGCGGUUCAGAAUUACAGAAGGUAAUCUUGAGCGUGUCAGCAAGGCCAUUUACACGCCUGGCCUAGCCUGGCGUCAGGAGCUGGCAUUUAUUGACAUUUCUAUUACUCUGUUUUUCUUUGGGGAAAACUGCAUACCUUACAACUCUAUGAAGUGUCAACCACCCCUGCUAGUCCUGUCAGUUUAAAAAAAAGUUACAGACCAAUUCCUCUGCCAUAGAGUAGCUUUCUGCGAUUGAAAAAAAUAGCCAAAGUGAUCAAAUGUUCGAUACAAAUCAAGCCCAUUUCACCGGUGAUAAAUUGCUUCAUUUUGUUUCAUAAAUGGAGACCUUUUGAUGGCCACUGUCAUGGUUGUUUUUAGUGGAGUGUUGACAUGCUGCAGUUAACGCUAUCUAUCCUGCAGUAGUCCAUCUGGCUUGUAGCGCAGAAAUGAGCAGCUGGCACACUGACGUGUAUGAGAGGCUUGCACCGUAUUCAGCCACAGUAUUCCCAAUGUGGCAAUGGGUUCUGCUGAUGCAAUAGCAGAGUAUAUUUAACAAUUCCAAAUGGGUAGAAAAAUGAGUGCGACCUUUCAUGGUGAGAUUUCAGUCUGAAAUGUAAAAUAAAAUGAAAAAUAAAUUUUAAAAAUUGGUGCUUCAAAAUGACACUUUUUCCACCCAUUGACCCCAACUUAGCCCACUCACGCUCAUGAAACUUUAUUGGACGUUAAUGCGAAUGCGAAUAUGUUGAGGAUGAUUUAGGUUUUAUAUUGUAUCGCCCAUGCUCAUUUACCUGAGGGAAUGCUAAAUAUACAUCUCAUUAUUCAACGUUUCUAUCAUGUUGGUUUUGGUACGCGUGUUUGUAUGUCAUGUUGAAAGACUCGCUCGGCUCGUUUUACGUGCAUGCAUGUGUCUGUUCUUUACGCUCGCUCCAUGUGUCAUUGACCAAGCGAAGAGCUCAGCUAAUCUGAAAAGGGACCAAUGUGCAUUGAGUUGCAUUCUGCUUUUAUACAGUAAAUGUAAGAAAAUAAUAAAAAAUGUGAACCACCUA
Conger conger (European conger) is the source of this 2875-nucleotide messenger RNA. RefSeq names its product DNA fragmentation factor, alpha polypeptide (gene dffa). The record is from RefSeq and is a predicted model, not a curated record. Lineage: Eukaryota; Metazoa; Chordata; Actinopteri; Anguilliformes; Congridae. Gene Ontology annotation, biological process: regulation of apoptotic process; apoptotic process. The coding region runs from base 378 to 1439 and encodes 353 amino acids. The transcript has 6 exons.